AUGGCCCAGACUGAGAAGUUGACAGAGAACAACUCGGCCUCGGCCCAAAAGCAAAAGUCAAAGAAGAACGACCAGACAGGUCCAGCUCCACCAGAUUGGGAGACUAUCGACCUUCCUCCAGAUUACAUUCUCGCCCAUUUGACAGACGCACACUGCCACCCCACAGACCUAACACACCCCCCAGAAGUAUACGACGCCGUCAAACUCGGGGGUUUGGCGGGGAUGGCGACUGUGAGGGAGGAUCAGGAUAAAGUCCGGGACCUCAGUUUGGAGAGGGAGUGGAUGGGAGGAGGGGGUGGGAGGAAGGGGAAGGAGGGGAGAGGGGUGGGGGUUGUUGCUUGUUUCGUAGGGUAUCAUCCGUGGUUUACACAUCGAUACACAUUCUCCCCUCCUGAAUCUCUACCUUCCAAAGAAGAACACUACACCUCUCUCUUCUUCCCCGCCUCCUCCUCCAGCUCCACCUCCUCGACCCCUCAAUCCGAAAAACAAUCCCAAGACCGCCACCUCCUCUCAACCCUCCUCCCCUACAUGCCAGAACCCCUCCCCUUCCAGCCCAUGCUCGCAAAGCUCCGAGAGGAUCUGAAGAAGAGUCUGGGAGAGGGCCGGUUGACGAUGCUGGGGGAGGUGGGGCUGGACGGGAGUGCGAGGAUGCGCUGGCCGGUGGGGGCAAAGCACCUUCAUCCGGAUUAUCAGGAUCCCAAAGGAGAAGGAGAAGAAGAAGAAGAAUGGCGCCGCCUAACCCCAUUCAAAGUCCCCCUCCCGCACCAACGCGCCAUCCUCCAAGCCCAGAUCGACAUUGCCAUAGAGCUGGGGGUGAAUGUUUCGUUGCAUAGUGUUGCUUGUUCUGGUCCGACGAUGGACGCGCUUAUGGAGGUCAAGAAGAAUUACGGAGAAAGGUUUUUGAGACGGGUUAAUAAACACCUCCCAAACCUCUUCAUAUCCCCCUCCAUCCCCAUCACCUCUCGCUCCCCGCACGCCCCCGCGCUCAUCCGCGCGAUCCCGCGAAACAGGAUGCUGGUAGAGUCGGACUGCCAUGAUGUGCGGUUGGUCACGAGGUUCGUUUGGGGGGUUGUGAGGUGGGUUGGGGAGGUUCGGGGGUGGAGUGUUGAAGGUUUGGAGCCGUGGCCCGGGGCAGGGGCACGAGGAGGAGGAGGAAGAGGAGGAGGAGGAGAAGGAGGGAUACAGGAAGGGGACUGGGAGAUGCAAGAGGAAGAGGACGAAGUGUAUGAUGAGAAAGGAAGACUUGUGGAGGGGCCGGUAUGGACUGUGAGGCAGGUUGAGCGGAAUUGGGCGAGGUUUAUGCGUCUUAUUCAGGAUCAGGAUUGA
Molecule: messenger RNA, 1326 nt
Organism: Cryptococcus amylolentus CBS 6039
Lineage: Eukaryota; Fungi; Basidiomycota; Tremellomycetes; Tremellales; Cryptococcaceae
Exons: 6
Coding region: 1-1326 (441 amino acids)
Molecular function (GO): hydrolase activity, acting on ester bonds
Source: RefSeq, a predicted model, not a curated record